UCCGCUCCGCCAUUUUUGUAGUGCUGGUGAAAACGAUAGCACGAAACGUGAAAUUUUUACAAUUUUGUGCAAGCAUUUCUUUCUGAAUCACCAGUAAAACAGUUGUAAAAUCAAGUACAAUGCCUGCUCUAGAUGAAAUCAAAUCCUCCUGGGCCGAUGAGGUGGAGUUGGAUUCCGGCUCCCUACCACCGCCAACCGAAAUAAUCGAGAAUGGCCAGAAGGUCGUCACCGAGUACAAGUACAACAAGGAUGACAAAAAAGUGAAAGUGGUCCGAACGUACAAGAUUACCCGGUUGGUUGUUCCGAAAAGUAUUGCCAGGCGUAAGAACUUGGCAAAGUUCGGUGAUUCGACGAGCGACAAGCCGGGCCCGAGCCCAGGAACCACAAUGGUAUCGGAAGAUACCUACAUGCAAUUUGUGAGCAACAAGGAGGAAGAACAAAAAUCGGACAACGCUUUGGAUACGCUGAAGAACAUUGCCAAGUGCCGUAUCUGCGAGGGUGAACAUUGGUCGGUGCAGUGUCCGUACAAGGGCACAACGUACGAGGCAGGAAAGGCCAAACCGGCCGUACCAGUGCAACAAGAGAUGGCUCCAACAACAGCAAAGAGUGGCAAGUACGUUCCUCCGAGUAUGCGUGAAAGCCAGAAGCCAGGUAUGGGCGGAAACCUGAGGGGACGUGACGAUACCACUGCUAUUCGCAUUUCCAACCUGUCGGAAGCUAUGACCGAAGCCGACUUGGAAGAGCUGGUCAAGAAGAUCGGGCCGCACAGUAAGAUGUUCUUGGCCCGUGACAAGAACACCGGUCUGUGCAAAGGUUUUGCCUACGUUCAUUUCAAAUCCCGCCGCGAUGCUGCUACUGCGAUUGAACUUCUCAACGGACACGGCUAUGAUCAUCUGAUUCUGAAUGUCGAAUGGUCCAAGCCGCAGAAUCCCCAGUAAGUUGCAAGUGUUGCGGAAAAGUAGAAUUUAAGAAAUAAGUUGUGGUACACGUUAUCUGCUCCAAGUUGAUUGUAAACGUAUUAUGGAAGCGAAACCAGUACGGAGGCAAAGCUAUUGAAUAAAUGCGAACAGGAGGAACAA
Messenger RNA from Ochlerotatus camptorhynchus, 1079 nucleotides. It is a transcript of the gene eIF3g1, whose product is annotated as eukaryotic translation initiation factor 3 subunit g1. Gene Ontology annotation, molecular function: translation initiation factor activity; RNA binding. Gene Ontology annotation, cellular component: cytoplasm; eukaryotic translation initiation factor 3 complex. The record is from RefSeq and is a predicted model, not a curated record. The transcript has 3 exons. NCBI's taxonomy places the organism in Eukaryota, Metazoa, Arthropoda, Insecta, Diptera, Culicidae. Bases 120 to 938 code for a protein of 272 amino acids.